AUGGAGAAGCGCAAGCAGCCGAUCGAUAUUCAAUACAAGCAGCUCCUGGAGGCACUAGUGGAUCGCCGUAUUGUGCCCAACAAGUGGCUGGAGCAGCACAAACAAAUCCGUGAUGCCAUCGCCGCACUGUAUCAGGAACUGCCUCUGGCCAGCGAUCAGCUGGUCAAAUUCCGCGCUAAGAAGCCGAUACAUGAUAAUAUCAACUACUUUGACUGCAAGUUUAUUUUCCAGUGUCUCGAGCAGUCGAAAGAAGGCGCAGCGAAGAAUCUCUUUGGUCAGUAUACAUCACCCGUACUGAAGCAGUGGAAUGCUCUGAUCCGUCAGUAUGAGAAGAAGAAUAUCUACGCGGCCGAGACGGCACGUCUUAUCGCACAGAACACGGCGUUUGAGAUUCCAUUCUUGAAAAAGUCGAUCGUGCAGAACGAGAAACAAGUUGCAGACAACAAUCGCAAAAUAGCGGACCUGACUAGAAGUAUUGCGGAAUACAAGCGCAAACUUAAGGUCUCGUGUGCUGACAUGGGCAUUGCGGGAGAACAUUUUCGUGACGAAUUACGGCGUUUGCCACUAGAGUUACCUAACAUGUUCAAGAAAGUGGCGGAGUCAAUCUGUUGCAAUGAAAUUGCUAGUGCUAUCGAGUACCAUCAGGCUCUCCAGACUUUUCUGCAUGACUGUGAGGUCCCUGCCAUACAACCCAUCACAGAAUCCUCAACCUCGACUUCUUUAAAAAAGGCCAAGAAGAGCAAGAAGAAGGGCAAGAAGCUAAUUGAAGUAGUUGAAGAAAGUGGGUCUACAACAGAUGAACCAUUUGAGCUGGUUGUAGCGCCGCACAAUUUUUUUGAUGCGCUUAAGGAACUCUGUAGUGCAAGUGACGAGCUGAAUGAUGCAAAUGCGACUUUGCAUUUCGAAGCGGAGGCAGAAGAUAUCGGCUGGGAUAUUUCGCUUGGCGAGAGCGACACGGCUGAUGGGAGCGGAAUUGACUGGGGUAUUGAAACAGUCGCGUCGACAGAACCUGCUGCUGCAGCUGAAGAUACGCCUGUCGAGAUCGAUUGGAAUAUACCAACUUCGGACGUGGUGGAACCUGUCAGUGAAAUGAACGAUACUGAAGGGACAGACGUAGUGGAAACGGUGCCAUAUAUGCCUGAUUCUGCCGAAAAGAUUACCCGUGUAGGACUUCUGGAUCAAAGUGAAUUCCGCACUCGUGCUGUCAAUGAUCUCCUGGAGCUGCGAGCGUUUCUCCGCCAGCGACUAUUGGAGCUCUCUGGAAGUGAUUCUGUUGCCUUCGCCAAUCAGUUUCAGGGCUCUUCUCCGCUAUUAGAACAGCAGAGCUCGGCUAAGAUCGAGGAAUUGCAAGCUGUGGUGGACAAAGCUUUAUCCUUGCUGACGGACAAACGCCUGCAGCAGCUGUUACUCAUUAAGACGUCAGAGCGAUAUUUGGACAGACACGUGGCAAGCCUGGAAAUGUUGACCAAACACAUGGACAAGUGCCGCCGUGAAAUUCACGCUUUGGAGGACAAGAACAUUGCUUUAAUUGAUGCCACGAAGAACGUCCAACCUCAGAUCAAUUCACUUGUCACCACAACGAAGAAGCUGAAGAAAGAGCUGGAAGCUGUGCUGCCGUCUCUGUUCAUGGGAUACAAAGUGAACGUCGUAGGUGAAGUCAACAGUCUUUAG
Messenger RNA from Peronospora farinosa, 1671 nucleotides. Lineage: Eukaryota; Oomycota; Peronosporomycetes; Peronosporales; Peronosporaceae. The record is from the annotation of a GenBank genome assembly.